ACAGUAUAAGGUAUUGCUUCUGCCGCUUAAAAAUUGCGCCCAAUUAAAAAAAAACUUAGCAGCACCAUCUAGCGGUUGGAAACGCUAACUAAAAGUAUUGUAAUAGGAGAGCAGAAAGGUGAAAGAAGGUAUCUGAUAAAAAAAGAGGUGAACUCCCGCCAAAACUGUACGCAUGCGCAGUGAAGGUGGGGGUAGGCGCACUUUCAAAAUGGUGUCGGUAAAUCGGUAAAUCAAUUAAAGGGAUAGUAAUAACUCAUUAAUUACGCAAUAAAUCUACAUAUAAUUGACUGUAUAUUAUUCGUGAAGGCCCAAAGAACAUUAUACGAGCUUAAAAGUGUAUAAAAUAUUGCUAGGAAAUGAGAAAAUGAGAAAGUAAUUCGAUAAUCACUAUACGGGUGCAGGAACCGCGCGAGCAGGCGUUCUUAAACUAAUUAAUAUUUGUUUAUUUGCAGGUGCAACGGAUACAUGGUGUAUAAGGGAAUGUAACUAAUGGACAUGACUAUAUUCUUUCAUCAUAAAAGUGUACAAGUUGCUAUCGAAAAAGAAGUAAUUGAUUAUGCUUGGCUGCAAAUGUCAUUUAUUCUACAUCCGCCAUUACGUCGGCACCCUUCUGCGCAUGCGCGCAGUUUUGGCGGGCGGAUAUUUCUGUUUGCCGGAUACCUCCUUAGUAUUCUGCGAUCCUGGUACCAGGAGCACACCCCAAAAUCCCAAUCGCUAGAUGGCGUUGCUAAAUUUUUUACUCGGGGAAAUUCAAAUAGAAUUUGUUGAAAUAAAAGGUUCUAUUUAAUUGUAAUAAUGGCUGAAACAUCGUAUUCUAAAGUAGCGAAUGAUUCACAGUUUUUUCGCAAUGAACCUGCAAAUUAUACUGCAGAAAUUCGACAAAUGAUGCAUGGAUUUGGUGACAGCAGCGAACCAUUAAUCGAAUCUGCAAAAAUCAUCGAAGAAGUUGUUCUACAACAAAUGAGAACAAUUAUAAGAAAGGCUUGCGAAGUUUCUGAAAGACGAGGGAAUUCAAAGAAAGGCAUUUGUAUUUCUGCCGAAGAUUUAAUUUUUUUAUUACGCAAAGAUAAAAUGAAGUUACAGCGUCUCCUAAAAUAUUUAGAAUUGAAGGAAUUCAAAUCUUCGGUACACAAGACAAUAGAGAGCGAUUUACCCGAGAAUUUUGUACAAAGCGAUAAUUUAGAAGGAUGUAAAAAUAAAGGACCACUUUACAGUUUCCUAAGUUUGAUUGAUAAUACUGGGGAACUUCUGGAAGUGGCAUCCACUAUAGAUGAAGUCAAACAACAUAGGUGUAUUCGUGCUGAAAUUGUUACACGUUCAAUGGAUGAAGCUAGAUACUUAAAAUUUAGUAAAGCACGCAAUGCAUCAUUUGCAAAUAAAAAUAGACAUAAAUUUAGUGAUUGGUUAUUGACUGACAGUGACAUAACAAUAUCCAAACAAGGAUAUACAAUUUUGGGAUAUUUAGCAUAUGAAACAGUAGCACAAAUUGUAGAUUUGGCAUUGUUAGUAAGACAAGACCAAAAUAAAAUAUAUGGAGAUUCUAUAGACAGGCUCAGACUUAGUUAUGUUAAUCCAUACACUUAUAAACCAUAUUACCAUGGCAAGGUUGCAAUAACAAAAUCAAUCACACCAGCAGAAAUAAUUGAAGCUCUCAGAAGAUUUUGGUCUCCACAAUUAGAUAUGACAGGUCCAUUCAAUAGUUGGUCAAUGCGGAAACCACAUUUAAAGCUCUUAUCUUGUUGACAUAAACAGAUUCCAAAAGGAAAUCAAUCAAAAUCAGCACAAGACUUAUUGAAAAUUAUUGAAACAACUGUUUGACAAACGUGUAUUUUAAAAGACCCGCCAUAAAUUAAAUAUUUUCGACUAUGGCGCUAUCUAUACUAGAACGGCGGAAACUA
Messenger RNA from Osmia lignaria (orchard mason bee), 1898 nucleotides. NCBI's taxonomy places the organism in Eukaryota, Metazoa, Arthropoda, Insecta, Hymenoptera, Megachilidae. The record is from RefSeq and is a predicted model, not a curated record.